UAAGCACGACACGCGGCAGACGAACCGAGCGAGUUAUAUUUUUCCGUCCAAUGCCAUGCGCAUCGCAUCAAGGAAUAUCGCCAUCCAUCCCUCAUGUGUUACCCCCAUUCACGGCCGCGGGCGUCUCCUUCUCCUGCUCCUUUGCUAUCGCCCCUCCCCGCAGCCUCAAGUCGACCCCGCGCCCCUCCCACCCCUCGAAGGUCACAAAUUUCUGCCUUAUUUCAGCCUCCUUGAGCUCGUCAGCUUCCCAGUUCCAUGCGUCAACGAAUGAUGUGGCCUUCGCUGGGGGUGCCGGGCGAUGGAUGACGCGGGGGAAACGGGAAAGGUCGACAUAGCCUGCAUCGAUGUCUCGAGCGGCCGCGAGAAACCGGCACAGAUGGCAGGUACUGUCGGGGUAGUUGAGCGACAACAGACGGCGGAAAGAAGGAGACAAAGGCUCCUGAAGGCACAAACACAACAUAAAUUGGACAUGAAUGCAUACACUCAGUGCCAUGUGUGAGGGGAGGGGGGGUGUUGCAUACUCGCUUCCAGCUGAGGUAUUUGUUGUAUUCCCGAGGGUGGCUGUCAAGGUAGCGCAGAUAGUCUGCCAGCUUCCUGGGCGACUCAAAGUCUUCCGCCACGAUAUAGCUCUUCGGCGGGGGGGCGAAAGAGUGAUGGUUGCUGACGCGAGAGAGAACAAUGGGCACCGUCCCGGCAGACAGCGCCUGCAUGGCAUACAAAUGGAUGAAUGAAUGAGAGGACAAUCGACAACCAGCAGGGGCUGACCUGGGCAAAUUUCUCCGUCACGUAAUCCGGGAGAUUGGUGUUUUCAAAGGCGAGAUGAAACUUGUGGCGGGACAGCAGAGCGUUCUUCUCACGCCCUCUGUUGGCCGUGAAGCGGUGUGACAAGAGACCCAAGACGUCGGACGCGUUUGCAGUGUGAACGCAUUUCCCGAAAGAAGCGACGGGAAUAUGUCGCAUCAGCUCCUGCAUGUACCGGAGACGACCGUUGCUGCAGAUGCCAGCGGAGACACAGCGAUGCUCCUAUGUUGCCCUGGUGUUCGUUGUCUCUGUCGUCCCUAUCUUACUUGUCUCUGCAGUUCGAAAUGAGAGCGCUGACGAGAUGCUUGCCCGUUUUGGGGCGAGGGGGCGCCAGCCAAUCAUACGCCGACCAGCCCAAGUAGAUCCUCGGGACAUCGCUGUUGAGCUGCACCGUCAUUUUCAAAUCAAAUCGGCUGCACGGGCACGGACACAAAAGGCAAUACGGUACGUGUCUCAUGGAGAGCAGAGGCAGACGUCCACCUACUUGAGGGUGUUUGCAUCCUGCAUCCAGUCUGCGACCUCCAUUGUGUUGGCAGCCCAAUACUGACAACAAUCCCCUGCACCAAUCCCUGUACGUGCGCCUCGUCCGCGGUGUCUCUCACCUGGUGUAUUGGCUUGUCUUUCACCAGGCCCUUGGAAAAGUCACGAUCAUAAGCCCCAAAGACAAUCGCGUCAGCCGCUAUCCACUUCUUCCUGGCAACGAAAGGAGGAGACCAGAAGGUCCGUCCAUCGCCCCAUGAGAUGCUGGCUCACUUGUUCUUGCUAAGGAAGCACGGCACAUCGCAGUUCAACAUGCCAUCGUCAAUUUGUAGCACGCCCGCCAUCCCGAUGUGAGCCGGAGGGUUUGCCCACUCCAGUAUGACCACUGGGUCGCUCCGAUUGACUGUGUAGAACCGCCAAUCUAUCCCAUCAGCCUCAUGUGCCGCCUCAUCCCCCUUCCCGUCUCCUCUCAAGCGCCGCCUGUCAUUCUCGCCAUUGUAUCCAGUUCUCCUCAGAGACAUCCGUGACCGCCUUUUAUUGUCAUCGCGGCAUUCGUAUCGGUAGUCCCAUCUGGUGACUGGCCCCAGCAUCCGCGCGUUGGCCCGUCUCGGGUCACCAGCUGCCAUGCGGUUCAGCUUCGACCGGCCGAACUGGGCGUACAUUGCCGGCGUGGCAUUCACUGCAAAUGGCAAAGGGGCGAAGGGUCGGGGCAGCGAGUCAUCGCAGGAAGGGAGGACGCGAGGCGGUUCGCGCUGAAAGGCUUUGAAGAGAUGGCGGAGGAACGCCCUGAAUACCUCGUCGAACAGGAUGGUUUCAUCGCCGUAGGCCAUGGACAGGAAGUAGAGCUCUAAGACAAUGACGCUGAUGGCACCGCAGAACGCAAGAAGCACGACAAAUAGCAGUGAUCGGGGACAUUUUUCGCCUUUCCUGCGUUGUGCGGUGGCAGGGCUGGGAAGCCGCUGGACACCAAUUCGCGGCAGAUGAGGGCCAGAGGGAGAUCUUGGCUUGUCAAUGAGGGAGAGACGGAGCGAGUUUGACAUCAUUUUGGAGGAGAAGGACUAGU
Molecule: messenger RNA, 2344 nt
Organism: Vitrella brassicaformis
Lineage: Eukaryota; Vitrellaceae
Source: the annotation of a GenBank genome assembly